UUGAAGAAAACCAACGUCCUCCACAUAGACGUGCGGGAGAGGUGGGAGAUCGACAGAUUUGGAAAAAUCCCAGCGUCCAUCAACAUACCGUUGGGUGAAUUAGUGGAAGCACUACAGAUGGAUCCAACAGAGUUCAAGAAGCAAUACAGUCAAAAGAUGCCAUCCAAGUCAGACCCUGUGGUUUUCUCCUGUUUGGCAGGAACAAGAAGUAAACAAGCACUUGGUUUUGCCACGUCCUUGGGUUUCAGCAGAGUUCAGCAAUAUGCUGGUGGCUUUGAGGAUUGGGUAAAACAUGAACCUCCAGAGAAAAAAUGA
Molecule: messenger RNA, 315 nt
Organism: Balearica regulorum gibbericeps (East African grey crowned-crane)
Lineage: Eukaryota; Metazoa; Chordata; Aves; Gruiformes; Gruidae
Gene: TSTD1
Product: thiosulfate sulfurtransferase like domain containing 1
Source: RefSeq, a predicted model, not a curated record